Molecule: messenger RNA, 2358 nt
Organism: Symbiodinium natans
Lineage: Eukaryota; Dinophyceae; Suessiales; Symbiodiniaceae
Source: the annotation of a GenBank genome assembly
AUGCUACUGGUAGCAUUCAGAAAAAUCAAUCUCCAAGGUGACGUCGAGAUGUGGAUGGACAGGUGGUUUGUGCGGUUCUUUCGACACUGCAAACUGGAGCGCUAUCCGUCGAGGCACGUGGAAGAAUCAGCCAGCGACGAGGAGGAAGUUCAGAAGGUGCUCACAAUGGUUCAUGACACCCAGAUUGAGAUCACCGCCCGUCGAGUUGCUUGCACUUGGCUGGAGCAGGCCGUGCUCGAAAAGAACCAGAUGAUUGAGAAGAUCGCCGGCCGAACUGGCCUCCCUGUGGGCAAUUCCGAUGGGGUGAUUGUGGUGCAGGAGGGGCAAACAGUCACUGCGUACUUCAAAGCAAAAAGGCGGGACGGCUCCAUCGGCAAGAGCAAGACCCCUCGGGAAGCCGUGGUCGUGUCACUCAAUGAAGAUACGAUCCGGGUGAAGUUCGUCGCCAGCAAGGCUCGGCACGAGAUCCCCAUGAAUUGGGUGGUGAGCAGCACGCCAGUACCAGACCCCCGCCUGCUUUCCGAGGGCUGCAGUCCAGAGAGGCUCGCAAGAGGGAAGCUCGCCAUCACCUUGCUGCGGACUGAGAAGGCGAUAGCGGGCUUUGUGCUGGAGAGCUUCAGCCAGGCAGCCGAUCUGCUUGAGGAGCUGAGCCGCGGCGUGGAAGGGUGCAGAGCCCAAGAGGACGAGGAAGGUUACCGGAAGCUGCUGAAGAUCAUCCAGAGCUUCCUGGAUCAGGAGAUGGUCGAAGUCGACGAGGAGCUGCAACAGGUUCUGCCCCAAUCCUUGGCCGACAUCCCCUCCGAUCCAGGCCACAAACAGUUCCUGGACAAGCCCCUCUACAGCGUGCCAGAGGGCUACUUGGACCCCAAGUUCACGAAUGAUAUGAUGCUGCUGGACGGGGAGGACGCCGUGGGUGUGACAGCUCCUGCCAAGCCCCGGAAGCAAAACGAACAGAAAGCAAACAAAGAUCCAGUGAAGAGAGCUGCCAUACUGGCUGCCAAAGCCAAAGCAAAGGAUGAAGCCGAAGGGAAGACCGAGGAGGUAGACGCCGGAGACAAGGAUCCCAAGAGGAGGAAGGUCUCCACCGAGAAUGGCGAGAAGGAGCCCGCCAAAGUGGCAGAGGCAACCACGGAGCCCGCCAAGGAAGCGAAGCAGGAUCCGUCGGAAGUUAAAGCAGAAGCAGCUAAGGAAGAAGCAAAAGAGGAGGUGAAAGACGAAGCCAAGGAUGACGCCAAGGAAGACUUGGAGAAGUUCACGGUGGUGCAGCUCAAGGAGAAGCUCCGUGCUGCUGGCCUGACUGUGUCUGGAAAUAAGGCCGAUCUCAUCAAGCGAUUGGAGGUGUGCACACAGGAGCAGGCCCAAGCUACCAAGGCCGCCAACGAGUCCGAAGCUAGCAAGCCGACUGAAGAGAAGCAGGAGCAGGAGGGUGUCAAGAACGAAUCGGAUGAGGCAGCAAAAGCCGAGGCCGGCAAAGAGGCGAAGGAGGCGAAGGACAUGGAGGUGGAUCAGGAAGGAGAGAAGAAGGAAGAGAAGCAAGAGGCGCCCCAAGCGGAGGACAAGAAGGAUGAGGCGGAGAGCAAAGAGAAGGAGACGAAGGAGGAGGACAAUGUGGACUACCUGAAGGAGCUGGAUGAAGAAAUCGAGCAGGCGGACAACGACGUCUUUGAGAUCGAGGAUGUCACGGACAUCGGUACUGGCGAGCCUUUGUUCUUCAGCUUUGGCUUUGAGGACUGGGCCCUACUGAGCCUCCGAUUCGAGCUCCACCUCCUUGCGCAUGCCUUCCUGCACGACUGCGGAGACCCAGAAAGGUCUGGCAUCUAUCCGGACCACUUGCUCUUCUACUACAACAGGUACUACAAGAAGGGCUUGAAUCCGAAGAACUACGGCGUGGAGGGAAUCGAGGACCUCGUGGCUUUGGUGCGUGAUAGCAUCGUCAUCUGCCGCCCAAAGGUUAUCGAAUCGAUGCUGUCCCCUGAGCUGGAGGAUAACGAUAUCUUCAUCAAGCUCACGGAGGAGGCAAGGAGAGAACGGCUGAGGAGGUUAGAUGCAGGUGAUGAAAGCGCCCGGCUGAAGUUCGCCACGGGUGGUCAGAGCUCGGCUAAGGCAACGCCCAAGGCGCCGGUGAUCAUCCCCGGAAAGGGGGCCGGGAAGACAGAGGCGAUCCCGCAGCAGACUCUUCUCCAGCAACAGCAGCAGCGGCAGCAGCAAAUUCGGCAGCAGAUGCAGAUGGCAACAGGCAUGCAGCCGGCCGGAUCCGCGCCGAUGGGCAUGCCGCGCGCGUGGGGACCACCACCGGCCGCGUUUGGGGUGCCUUUGGCACAGCAGCGGGCCAUGAUGGCCCGCCAACCUUGGGGCUGA